AAAAUUUUAGUGCCCUUUUGAAAUUCAAACAAAAAUAUAAAAAUAUUAGCUAGCACUCUCCUUACAUCUCUUCUUUCCACAUAAUAUACCAAAUAAAGAAUUACUUGUUGUAUUUCUUUUCAUUAUUUUAAAUUUUAUUUUUUUGUUCUUUUUUCAUACAAAUUGAGGAGUUGACAAACCGGUUGGUUGAAUGAAUUCAAGAGGUUUAUCCGUGGCUUCCUCUCUGGAUUCUCCUGAUCCACUUUCGGAAAGGAGUCUUAUAGAGGAUAGUAAUAACAGUAGCCAAGGCGGGGAAAGAAACUUCUUUGAUCAUCAACCUAUUUUGCUGGAUCACGUCUCCAGUUCUUUCAGAAGAGAAGUAGUUAACAGAUCCUUUUCCAUGAAAGCUGUAAAUAAAAAUGAUGAAGAUUUGGAAAAUGGGAUGUUGGAGAAAGAUACAGAGAAGUCAGCACGCAGCAAUAAAGUUGUCACAGUACACAAUAAGGCCUUGCUAUCCGGAGUCGCUUAUUGUAUUUCGUCCUGUAGCAUGAUAUUAGUGAACAAGUAUGUACUCUCCAGCUAUGACUUUAAUGCAGGGAUUUCAUUGAUGCUCUAUCAGAAUUUUGUCUCGGUUGUGGUGGUUUCUACCUUGAGACUUUUUGGGGUAAUUUCUACAGAACCACUCACUUGGAAGCUAGUCAAAGUCUGGUUGCCUGUUAAUGUUAUAUUUGUUGGGAUGCUUAUAACAAGUAUGUUCAGUCUAAAGUACAUCAAUGUUGCUAUGGUCACUGUCCUGAAGAAUGUCACUAAUGUGAUAACUGCUGUUGGUGAGAUGUAUUUAUUCAACAAAACCCACGAUAACAGAGUUUGGACUGCUCUUUUCCUGAUGAUUAUUUCAGCAAUUUCAGGAGGAGUUACUGAUCUUUCUUUUCAUGCCAUUGGUUAUACAUGGCAGAUUAUUAAUUGUUUCUUGACAGCGUCAUAUUCUUUGACUCUACGCAGGGUGAUGGACACUGCCAAGCAAGUGACUAAAUCCGGGAACUUGGACGAAUUUUCAAUGGUUCUGCUAAAUAACACGCUUUCACUGCCUUUAGGCAUUGUGCUUAUAUUAAUAUUCAACGAGGUGGACUACCUUUCUAGAACGCCACUAUUACAAUUGCCAACAUUCUGGUUGGUAACAACCUUUAGUGGAUUUUUGGGCUUAGCAAUUAGCUUCACAUCUAUGUGGUUUCUUCACCAAACAAGUGCCACCACUUAUAGUCUUGUGGGAUCACUAAAUAAGAUACCACUCUCUGUUGCUGGUAUUUUCCUCUUCCAUGUCCCAACAAGUCUGGAGAACUCUGCCAGUAUAUUCUUUGGCCUCUUGGCUGGAGUAUUUUUCGCCCGAGCAAAGAUGCAGGAGAAAUCUCAAUCUCGAUCUUGAACAGUGGAAACUAACACCCUUUCAAUUGUAUAUUAGCUUUUCUUGUACAACAAAAAAUGUGACAUGAUCAAUCAAUUCAAGAGAUAGAUCAAGAUUUUCAUUCAUCAA
This is a messenger RNA of Nicotiana tabacum (common tobacco), 1510 nucleotides long. RefSeq names its product GDP-mannose transporter GONST1-like. NCBI's taxonomy places the organism in Eukaryota, Viridiplantae, Streptophyta, Magnoliopsida, Solanales, Solanaceae. The record is from RefSeq and is a predicted model, not a curated record.